Castor canadensis (American beaver) is the source of this 978-nucleotide messenger RNA. The record is from RefSeq and is a predicted model, not a curated record. NCBI's taxonomy places the organism in Eukaryota, Metazoa, Chordata, Mammalia, Rodentia, Castoridae.
AGGAAACCUACAUAUGAUUAUAAUCUGUGUACUUUUUUUUCCAAGGGGGAAAAGUAUGUUUUUACUCACAUACUAUUUUGUCAUGUUUUAGAGGUUGAAGCUCAUUAUGAACUGGGGUUUGAAGAAGCACUUGCUUUUGGAAUUUGCUGUUAAUUUCCCCCAGAGAAAUUCAAGAGCCACACGGUUAUUCUGUGGCCUAGUUUGGUUUUAAGUGGUGAGUGGAACGUGCUGUGUUGGGGGCUCUGCAAGGCAUUCAGGUGACAGAGCCUACCUCAAAGUAUCCUGUUCAUAGCUGGACCUGAUGCUGAGGACAGCUUGCUCUGCAUGUUGUCUGUAGUGUCUUCACUGUGUUCAUCACUGUUGCUUAACAUCUAGAGAACUGGGCAACUUCGAAGCAGCCACCGAGAGCUUUCAGAAGGCCCUGCUGCUCAACCAGAACCAUGUGCAGACCCUGCAGCUUCGGGGGCUGAUGCUGUACCACCAUGGCAGCCUGCAGGAGGCCCUCAAGAACUUCAAGCGCUGCCUGCAGCUGGAGCCUUACAACGAAGUGUGCCAGUAUAUGAAAGGGCUCAGCCACGUCGCCAUGGGACAGUUUUAUGAAGGGAUUAAAGCACAAACAAAAGUUAUGCUCAAUGACCCUCUCCCUGGCCAGAAGGCUAGCCCAGAGUACCUGAAGGUGAAAUAUCUCCGAGAGUACUCUCGGUAUCUUCACGCACACCUCGACACCCCUCUCACUGAGUACAGUGUGGACAUGGAUCUGCCGGGAAGCUUUAAGGACCACUGGGCCAAAAACCUGCCUUUCCUCAUAGAUGACUACGAGGAACAACCUGGCCUGCAGCCCCACAUAAAGUAAGAGUUUCAGGUUGGGACUUUUUCUUUCCUGGCGUUUAGGCUGUAAGUUCAUCUUGCUAUUUCGAUUUUUGUUUGCUCUUUUGAGAUAGGCUCUCGCCAUGUAGGCCAGGCUAGCCUCAGACUUGC